AUGCUGCACCAUCAACCACUACUGUUGCAUCAACUACCAUGCUGCAUCUUCAACCCAACUGUUCCAUCGACUACUCAUGCUAAACCAUCAACCACUACUGGCCCACCAACUAAUCAUGCUGCACCACCAACCACUACUGGCCCAUCAACUACUCAUGCUUCACCAUUAAAUUAA
Messenger RNA from Dictyostelium discoideum AX4, 174 nucleotides. RefSeq lists its product as hypothetical. The coding region runs from base 1 to 174 and encodes 57 amino acids. The record is from RefSeq and is a predicted model, not a curated record. NCBI's taxonomy places the organism in Eukaryota, Evosea, Eumycetozoa, Dictyosteliales, Dictyosteliaceae. The transcript has a single exon.